AUGCCCUCAGAUUGCCAAAGCCUCUUUGCCUAUCUGGAUUAUGCCCUUUGCAAGACUUUUCAAGGCCUGAAUGUGAACAAAGACAACAGCGCAGACGCCAAGAUCCCCCCGGGAUUCCAGCGCACCUGUUCUGCUUGCCCCACUGCCCUCUCUGCUUCCAGCGGGGCAGGCUCCGAAGGCCGGGACGAUGCCGUCUCUCCCCAGGCCGCCCCUGAUCAAAGCGACCUGGCGUGGUCCCUCCAGGGCCAGUGGUCGGGGGACCCCGAGCUGCCGCACCGCAGCCUGGAGCGCCUCCACUUCCGAACGGAUCGCUCCGUGAGCCUGACCGAGAGCAGCCGGAGCGAGGCCAAGGCGGUCUCCUCGCGCUACAAGACGGAGCUCUGCCGCACAUUCGAGGAGAGCGGCACCUGCAAGUAUGGCGCCAAGUGUCAGUACGCCCACGGCACCGGAGAGCUACGGGCGCUCAACCGCCACCCCAAGUACAAGACGGAGCCCUGCCGGACUUUCCACACCUCUGGGAUCUGCCCCUACGGGGCCCGCUGCCACUUCGUCCACAACGCCGACGAGCGCCGCCCCCCGCCGCCCCGGAACCUGCAGCCGCUCCGCCACGGCUCCGGAGGCAGCCCCCUGGAAGGCCCGCCACCUGCACUGCCCUCUCUGGCCCUGGUAGCUCCCGGCGGCCUCCACCUGCCCACGCCGCCCUUCCCUCUAGAUGCCCUGAGCCAGGCCCCGCUGGGCGGUUCGCUGUGUCCCCUCGGCUCCCGCCCGACUCCUCCGGCUCCCUGCAGUGGCCCCUUUGCCUUCCCAAGCGUCUUGAGGCUCCAGAAGAGUUUCUCCGCCGACUCUCUCUCCGACCAGGACGACUCUGGGAGUUCAGGAGGCAGCAGCGGCUCUGAAUCACCAGGCCUGGGGCCCCUGGGCCGUAGACUGCCUAUCUUCAGCCAGCUGUCAGUCUCUGACGACUGA
This is a messenger RNA of Elgaria multicarinata webbii, 966 nucleotides long. RefSeq names its product mRNA decay activator protein ZFP36L2-like. Bases 1 to 966 code for a protein of 321 amino acids. The record is from RefSeq and is a predicted model, not a curated record. The transcript has 2 exons. Gene Ontology annotation, molecular function: mRNA binding; metal ion binding. NCBI's taxonomy places the organism in Eukaryota, Metazoa, Chordata, Lepidosauria, Squamata, Anguidae.